Molecule: messenger RNA, 4653 nt
Organism: Echinostoma caproni
Lineage: Eukaryota; Metazoa; Platyhelminthes; Trematoda; Plagiorchiida; Echinostomatidae
Source: the annotation of a GenBank genome assembly
AUGGAGCGAAUUCCCAUAAUCUCACUCAGUGGAUGUAAAAGCCUCACCGAUGUUCUUACAGAACUUCCCAUUCCACAACCGUCCCACUUGACUGUAGAUAGCCGCACACUUCUCUAUGAACCCAAAUUAGUACACGAUGCCUAUCGAUGUAUCAAUACUGAGGAUCCCGUGCUAGUUCACCGUCUAUGUUCCGCCUUGACCAGUGUGUCUGUUGAUCACUUGAUCUUCAAAGAUGUCCCGUCAGAAUCUCGGGAUGGAAUCAAAGCAUCCUGCCUUCCGUCCUUGCUCUGCGCACUUGAGAAAUCCGGCGCAUUUUUAUAUAACCCUAAUCCGGAACCUCGGAAUGAUGUAGAUUAUUCCCGGCAACACUCAAGUACAUCGGAAUCGUCUCCGGUAGUGAAUUCGAGUCAAAACACUUUAAGUUCUGUGGAAAUUCAGCAAGAAACUCCCGCUCCUCUCAGGGAUACUUAUCCCACCGCAUAUGAGGAGAAAUCGUCCGGAUCUUACAGUGCUGUUCACAUAGCACCAUUGAGAAUAGCUUUGAAGAAGUGUCUUAACUUCAAAGAGUCAAACAAGAAAGGGAGAAAGUCACGUCGUAAACCUGGAACUCCCUCCGAAUCCACGCACGUUACGUCCGACGGUGUCUUUGAUGCUCAAAGUCAUUCGUCAUCCUGUGAAAAGGCUACUCCGGACGAUGCUCAAGUGCAACUUCCGAUUCUGAAAAUAUCCACAAAGGGGACCCCUACAUCAUGCACAGCAUACGGAAUAUCCCAGUCUGGUGUGGUUUCCACAGAUUGUAUCCCACAAACAUGUCCAACACUUCCGAACCCACCACCGGGCAGUAUUCCACCUUUGCGUAUAACUGUUGAUGAAAAUCAGGUCGCCGCCAUUGUCACACCUGGCAGUCCUUCCACUGAUCAGCCGGAAACCACAUGUGCGCAUCCUGUAUCGUGCUCAACAAAACUGUUUAGCGAUUCCUCUUCGGCAAACGUAUCUUCGAGUCUACCCAGUGUUACAGUCGAUAUUCCGACGCUUAGCACCGUCACGACAACAGUUGCUCAGCCCAUUGUUUGCCAACCGAGUACAUCGGCGGUUUCAACCACAAGUGUCUCAACAACAACAACAACGGCAACAACAACAACAGCAACAACUACAACUUCUUGUACCACUAUCUCACCGGCAUCUUCGGCUACUCAUUCCGCUAAUCCCGAAAGUGCGUCGUCUUCCCGCCGUGUACCAGAUCCGGCUUUAUCUCAGAUUUUUCAUUCCGCCGCUCUCUUCCACUCUUAUCAGCCACACAUAGAAUCAGAAAAGUCGGGCUCUUGUACAGGUGGUGGUUUAUUCGAUGAUUGGAUAGAUUCUUCCGUUAAAACAUCCGAACCAUCCCUUCUAUACCCGGUCAACGACGGCAUAUAUUCAGGCUCACUCUCAGGUCCGUCCUCUGUUGUAAAUGUUCCAUCCAACUGCAGUCAGGCUCCGCAUUCUGUCGGUGCCAGCGCAGACGUAUCCGUUUGUGCUCCUAGGACACCUCUAUCGGUGCCUUCCAAUCAUUCAUCCUAUCCAGCCACUCCAGGUGGUGGGUUGACUACUGUAGCGCUUUCUGUAAAUACGGCUGUGAAUGCAGUGGCUGCUUCUCCCUCGAAUUUACCCAAAUGUAUCUAUCCCCCUACCGGAGUCGCUUCACCUUCAGUGCGCCUGUUUAACACAUCCGAACCUGGACCGGAAUCCCACGAACCAGCCGAAGAAGAACAAAGCCGGAUUGCGCCACUUGGGCUAGCUGCUUAUCUACCGCGAUCAGGUAGUCUUCGUCCUAGCUUCCCCGAUGCUGAUAAUGAUAGUAUUCUGGGUGACAAUGACCCAAAUCAUUCUCCUGGAAGUGCAUUUUUCACAGAUGGUACAGGUCCACGCUCUUGUGGCGCUACUGAAGGUGGCUCCAAACCCUCCUCCACAAACAAACAAGGAAAAUGUUUACCCCAUACAAACCCGUCUCCAUCCAAAUCAAGUCGUGGCAGAUACGCAUCUGGCAAACCAAGAGGAGGUGGAGGCCGGCGCCGCCGUACGGAACUAGAGGAGCUCAAAAUGUGGAGUGUGAAUGACCGAGCUCAAGCAAUUGGCGAUAAGAAACCUAGUAACACACCUGACUCUUAUGAUGUACCGUCAAAUGAAUUAAGAGAAGCAAUCAAUGCGAGUGCAUCCCAUGUACCAGAUGAUGCAAUGAAUGGUACAGGCAAAGGAUGCGAGCAGUCAAAUAAUAACCAACUAGAUAUUUCCGAUAGUAGUCAUGGGGAUUUCACUGAAGCUCUGGUUGAGCGUGUAAAGCGACGAAGACAACAGCGCGAGAUGGAAAUGAGUAAACGUUCCGGUGCAGCUGAUCGGCGUGUCUAUCGGUCAUCAGAUGCCUCGCCUUCAUCCACACCCUCGCCCACCCGGUCAGUGGAACGUAGCGGAGAAGCAAGUUCACGGAAUAACAAAGCAAGUGAUUUCAAAAACCGACACAAAGCUGGUCGUUUUUCUGGACAGCGCGUUACCAAUAACGUGAAUUUAUCGGAACAGUCGCAUUCAAAACAAAUGAGACACAAGUCUUCCGAUAGUGAUGCGUCACUUUCUCCGCCUAGUACUGCAGUUUCGUCUGGACGAUCCAGCAAACCUAGCUCCGUGUCAUCUUGUAUGGACAGUGUACCUCCGCCACCACUUGAACAUACAGAUUCACACUCCACGUAUCCUACGGUGAUGGAGCGCUCUGGCCCGUCGAAGUCCACCAUCGUGGACCUUCAUGAUUCGCAAACUCUGUUUGAAUCGAAUGAACGUUUCUUCACCUCGGCUACUACUCCAUCAAAACACCGUAUUCCUCAUUCCUCCACCGCGCGCUCCUUCGGCACAUCAGUCGAAAAGGACCAGGCGCGCGAUCGCCUGUCGGUGGAAUCGCAUUUCUCCCCUCCCACACGGGCUUUGUUUGACAACAGAUCCUCGCGUUCCUCUUCCCCCAGCCCGACUCGCAUACAUGGGCCGGAUGAAGCAUUUAUUGGUGAUUCAACUCAGCAACACACCGGCACCAAACACAGAAAUCACCGUUUUGCUUCCCGUGUACAUAGCUCUCUUAUCAAUAAAACAGACGCGCAUAUGAAAAGACGUCGACGUGUUGUGAUUAGUGACGAUGAAGAAAUUGAGAUGAAAGCGUAUUGCGGAGAAUCAGCCAAUGUGCAAGAUCUUUCUCAUCCACCACCGAGAUUGGAAGAAGUUGAUCUGCCAGCUGAUGGAUCGCAACCUUCUAAGUCCGGACCACCAGAAACAUUGUUACCUCCUGUUCUUCAGCCAUUGAAUGACACCCUUAACACACCGGCCGAAUUAGAUGCUCCUCGGAAAACUGGAAGUUCCCAUGAUACUGGAUUUUCAACACAUUCUUCUCGCGAUCACAAGAGUUCCAUACGAGUGCAUUCGUCUUCCAGAAUGCCCACAGAUUCCAUGUCCGGCAAAGUGCUUCCUCACAAGCACCCGGUAAAUGAUGCAAAUUUAUGUACAAACCUGAACGGAUCAUCUACGUCGUCAGAUGCAACAGGGCAUAUUUCUGGGACGAAAAAUAUCAAGCAUGGAGCCCGAAUAUCGCACUCGCGAACGCACAGCCCGGGUAAUGAGGUUAUAUUUAGCUCGGAUGAGGAUUCAGCAGAGCUGGAUAAAACUCUUGUCCGUGCCAUGCACCGGAGUCCAAGCAAUGACUCUAUAGGCAGUCUGGCUAGUUCAUCUCAGCUCGCCUCGACAUACGGUGGUGGAUUUAUGCCUGACCUGGGGUGCCCAACACCAAGCACCAUCGCAUACACGCACAGCUCUGCUAUGGGAGACAGUGAUAGUCGGGGUAGCGAUGUGGAUUCCGUGCCCCGGGCGUCUGAACAAAAUCGGGAAGCCGAUUCCUGUGUGGCUUCUGGAAACGCAUCUCCUCAAUCAAUCCAUGACGCUCAGGACUCCGACUUGUCAGAUGAAUCUUUUUCACAGGUAAAGGGGUCCGACUGUUCAUCGCCAUCUACUUUGUCUGCGCUCAGUGAAGAUGACCAUCAGGGUUCGGCUGAUGAUAGCGAUGAAGCGAGGCACCAGAGUGAAGAACUCACAGAAGCUGCUGCAUCACUUGCCCAAUUCACUGCUCGCUUAAGUAAAAUUUUGCGGCGUGUAGAAGAGUUGGACUUACUAUGUUUAGCCACUAAAGUUAACGAACAUCGCCGUUCCCGAGGUGGCUACGCCGGUGCCGAAGCGGAACCAGAUACAAGUUUUGACGAACACCUCAUUCCGGACGCUGCACGUCUGACCCGUCACGAGUUGAGCUUGUUAUAUUCGGAAUCAGCCCAGGUUCGUUUGACCGGGUCCAUGUUCACCAUUCCAACGGGACGACUGGUUCGGUUCCUCACCUUAUUAUUGGUAAAUAUGCAGGCUGGAGCACACACAACACCCGCACCUCUUACCCAGGCUGAAAUUGAUCAUUUUUUGCGUAAACGUCAGAAGGCGGAGGUGCAACAUCGAGACGGCUCACGUCGGCUUCAUCAUCAGUCUCAACAUUUGACAGAAUCCGUUCUCUGGUCAAAUCCGUUGUGGGCAAGUGUUCUUGCUGCAUUGGACUGUGCUCGUAUUGCCCUUAAUAUUAUUGUAUCACCGGAUAUGCCCCGUCCG